GCAGCCUCCAACUAUGUUUCUCCCUUCAUUACGGCGCUGUGCGCCUGGAUUCUGGUCCAAGACCAGCAAGGAGUUUCAAAGGGCCACAAAAUUCGCCCUCAACCUGGAAGGUCUCCAUUUACCUGUCGCUCCUUAUCCUAUCUUCGAUUUUGCAGACCCUGAAGCAAUCUCCACCUUAAAGACCAUGUCCGAUCGCUCUGUCGGCGGAUUUUCGACUGCGGACUUAACCCAAAAGCCUGCCGAUCCAUCGUCGGACCCCUCUUCACCCGCUCACGUUUUGUUCCAUGGCAACAUCUCCACGAAAUUACCCACAGAUAGACCGGAUAUUGUACGGACGGGCUACGCGGCGUGGCGGAACAUUGACCGCGGACGAACACUGUUUGGCGAAUUGUUCUGGGACGUCGACUCGUACAUGUAUUUGGCCUUACGGGUAAAGAGUGACGGGAGGAAGUAUUUUGUCAAUAUUCAAACAGAUUCGAUUGUCGAGUCAGACAUACAUCAGCACCGACUGUACACAAAGUAUCACAAGGGAGCAAACGGGCCUGACGAUCCGGGCCAGUGGGAGACGGUUUGGAUCAAACUACACGAGUUUGUGAGGACGAAUCAUGGCGUGGUGACCGAACCACAAUCAGAAAUGCUACGCCAGAAGGUCAAGAGCUUCGGUAUAGGACUCACGGAUCGGCAGGCCGGUCCGUUUGAAUUGCGGGUGGCAGCGUUAUGGGCCACAAACUUGAACGAACGGGGUCAGGUGGACGGCCGAACAGGCUGGGAAGAGGGGGAUCAGGGCAGUGCUCGACUGCAUGAAGUGACAGAAGAAAAACUGGCGCAGAAGAUGGAAGAGAAGCGAAAGAUUCCAAAAGUAAAGAGGAGUUUCAGUGAAAGAGUACCUCAUUUCGGCAAGGUCGGGACGAACGACUACUCGGCGGUGCGAUAACACCCGGACUGUGGCCAUCACCAUGUCCAUCACAACAAUUGCUACAACCACCUGUACAAUAUCAUGCCCGUCAUAUCGGGGGAACGACUAUUUGCAUAAGCACGAAAUUCUGGCUGCAUGGGAUAAGAAUAAUAAGCAUACCUAUUCGUAUGCAUACAUUAGUGCCAAGUGCGCUAGCCUCCACUAGCUUAUAAUGCGCCCUAGGGCCCUCAC
This is a messenger RNA of Exophiala mesophila, 1147 nucleotides long. RefSeq lists its product as uncharacterized. The transcript is spliced from 2 exons. The coding region runs from base 14 to 934 and encodes 306 amino acids. Gene Ontology annotation, cellular component: mitochondrion. Gene Ontology annotation, biological process: mitochondrial electron transport, NADH to ubiquinone; mitochondrial respiratory chain complex I assembly. The record is from RefSeq and is a predicted model, not a curated record. NCBI's taxonomy places the organism in Eukaryota, Fungi, Ascomycota, Eurotiomycetes, Chaetothyriales, Herpotrichiellaceae.